Branchiostoma belcheri (Belcher's lancelet) is the source of this 1791-nucleotide messenger RNA. RefSeq names its product vascular endothelial growth factor A-like. Gene Ontology annotation, cellular component: membrane. The coding region runs from base 1 to 711 and encodes 236 amino acids. The record is from RefSeq and is a predicted model, not a curated record. Gene Ontology annotation, molecular function: growth factor activity; growth factor receptor binding. Lineage: Eukaryota; Metazoa; Chordata; Leptocardii; Amphioxiformes; Branchiostomatidae. Gene Ontology annotation, biological process: positive regulation of protein autophosphorylation; positive regulation of cell population proliferation. The transcript is spliced from 4 exons.
AUGUCGAUGUACAUCUCCCUCGGCCUCUCCAGUCUUCUGGUAGUGCUCGGUGCAACUCAGAGGGCGUCUUCCCACGAGGACCGCCCCGUAGUGCCUGAAAUACCCCUACACAUCCGACAGCUGCUGCGCAACGUCACCAGCUAUGAGGAGCUGAAGACAACCUUCAACUUGGACAUCUUCUCCGCCGCGGAUGACCGGUUCUCGCUGACGGGCCCCCCGCCGUGCAUCCCCCGGGAGGUGCCGGUGCCAGUGCCGGUGGACGCCGAGCCUAACGUGGUCCUGUGGCCGUCCUGUGUCUCCGUGGCCCGGUGUGGAGGCUGUUGUAACAGCGACUUGUACGAGUGCCAAGCCACCAGGUCGAGUUCACAAGUGUCUUCGAUUUUGAAGCUGUUCUAUGCCCCAGGAAACCCGAACUCGCAGCCUUUCAACACCGCCUUCGACCAAGUGCACGUUGAACGUCACGAUGAGUGCGCAUGCGUCUGCAAGAAUAAACGCCUCUGUGACCUGAGAACCCAUUUUUUCGACGACAACACGUGCGAGUGUGUGUGCCGUGUUCGUGGAGGGUGCAGUGUCAGUGCCGUGUCAGACAACCUCUGUAACCGUCAGUGCUCCGCUGGGUUUAGGCUUGACGAAGACUCCUGUCGGUGCCGUGUGGACGGAGGAGCGCUCUUCGGUGGUUUGGGACGUCGGCGAAGACGGACGGAACCAUAACCAGCCCCCUGACUGCAAUCACAAGUAUACCGUUAGGUGUCAGAGCGGCUACGUUUGGUAUUCGCAAUUACAAAUAUAACGAGUCCCUGUGUGUGUGUGGCAACAGUACGGAAAGAUUUUUUUACUAACCAUUUAAUGUUUUGCACUUAUUCAUCAACCUGACAAUAAUGAUGAUGAUGAUGAAAGACCUUUAUUGUACAUUCAUGCCACGACGGGCUAGGUACAUGUCAACGCAUAACAAACGUAUAUAGAAAAGUGGAGACAAAAGAUACACUACUUGACUUAGACAUACAUACGUAAGGAACAUACAAGGGUACUAUACUAGGCUAAUACAAAGUGUUCUAGUUACUGAGCUAAUACAGAGUGGUCAACUUCUUCUCGCUUUUUUGUACAAUGGGAACAGAUCAUGUUUGUGAUACAGGGUUUGUCUAGACGCAUCAAAAAUGUAAAUUUAUAGUUUGCAUUUAGGUGUGCGAAGUUUGGGAACUUCUCUUUGAUAUGAUUAAAAAGCACAUCUUUCAUCAGAAUAUAAAGUACAGUCUAAUGUUACAGUAUUGACAGAGUCUGUUCUGGAGAGGAAUGCGGUUGUGCCUUCCCGUUUCUAUGCGUAAUUUGUGGCAACUUAUUCGGAGUUAAGUUGCAGCUACCCGGUGUUAUAUGCUGUCACUACUAGUGAAACAAGUUUGUGAUCGACUGUAUCGUCCAGGUAGAAAAGUUGUUAGGUCUUAAAAGAUAUCCAAUAGUGUGGCGAGACUGAAAUCGUUGUGGUUUCGAAUUUGAUAUUUACUUUUCAGCAGUAUGUUACGCAAACAUAUGUGUUUCCCAGUCUAUUCAUGUAUUUCAUUCCUUUGUAAGUAAUGCCUAUAUUUUCUGCGAUGUAAAUACUAGUACCAGCAAGUCUUGGUGUCCGAGUUUUUGACAUCAUAAUGAGCAGUGGAAUCAAGGAGAUAGUACUAGUAUUUGUAUAAGACUUUCUGUGAUUUGAUUAGAAUUUGUGUGUCUAAACUCUCUUCUUGGCUUUGAAAUACGAUAAAACUGCGUCCGACCUUCAAAAAGAAUAAAGACAAUGAUUUGCAAAAA